Prunus armeniaca (apricot) is the source of this 597-nucleotide messenger RNA. NCBI's taxonomy places the organism in Eukaryota, Viridiplantae, Streptophyta, Magnoliopsida, Rosales, Rosaceae. The record is from the annotation of a GenBank genome assembly.
AUGGCGAAACUAAAACAUCCCAUCAGUUGCAAGGUUCCUACAAAGCCACCACAGGAGGAUGCUGCUAUAAAAGGCAAUAAAGACACCCCACAGGUUGCCCAAGCCAGAGGAACUCAAGGGCAGACAGAGGGAAUAACAGCAGGAAGGUUAAAGCUGGCGGAGAAACCUUCAUCAGUUACAACAGAUCCCUUUCCCCAGCCUCAAGUCAACAUGGUCAACUUAAAUUGGCUAGAACAGAAGAGAAACAAACCCACAACAGAGGCUGGCUCCAGCAAAGGCAGAAGAGUCACGAGGGAGGCUAGUCAGAGGCCCAAGGCAACUAUGUCAGCUGAGGUAGUGUUGUGCAGCAAGUGCAAGUGCGAGAGUGAGCUAGAAGUGAUUCUAGACAGGCAGAAUCAGCCUACACCUAGUGUUUUUGACAGGAUUGGAACGUCAUGCCACCAGCAAUGCCCAAUUCUGAUUCCAUCUCGAGAUAGAGCCAGACAGAAAGACUAUCUUAGACCUGCUCAGUGCAGCAGAAGAAUGGCAGAGCAGCCCAAGAAGGAGAUACCUAUUAAGAUGCUUGGGAAUGAAAAACCCUUGGCAACUAUCAUAUAA